This is a messenger RNA of Saprolegnia parasitica CBS 223.65, 2846 nucleotides long. RefSeq lists its product as hypothetical. Lineage: Eukaryota; Oomycota; Saprolegniomycetes; Saprolegniales; Saprolegniaceae. The transcript has a single exon. The record is from RefSeq and is a predicted model, not a curated record. Bases 15 to 2846 code for a protein of 943 amino acids.
GCCGAACUGCGAGGAUGCAGCAGCGGAAGCGGGGCGGGCCACGCCAGCUCCUCGAGCUCGUCAAGAUCGCGCACGCCGUACAGUCGCCGACGUCCAGCUACACGUACCUUCCGCGCCGGUACACGGUCCCGGCGGAGGCGCCGUGGCCGACUUGCCUUCGCGGCAAGGUCGUCAACCUCACCACGUUCUGCGCAGCGUACGCCCACCGCAAGCUGCCGCCGUCGAUGCAGUCGGCGCUCGACGCAAUGAACUUUGUCUCUGAUCUACGCGAGCUCAGGUGGGCGCAGCAUCUCAUGGCGCUUCGCGCGUACAAGGCGAUAUCCGGCGAUCUCGACGUGCCCGCAGACUUUGUCGUGCCCAGCAACGACGCAGCGUGGCCACGCGACGUCUGGGGCGUCAAGCUCGGCCGCGUCCUCUCGAGCCUCCGCGCCAAGAUCACCGAGCUGCCGGACGCGCGCCAGCGGCAGCUGCAGUCGAUCGGGCUCUUGGCGACGUACGACUCGUGGUACGACACGCUGCUAGCGCUGCAGGUCUACAAGAACCUCCACGGCCACAUGCGCGUGCCCCGAACAUUCGAAGUGCCGACGGACUCGCCCGAGUGGCCCGACGACCUCUGGCGCAUGAAGCUCGGCAUGAAGGUCACGUAUCUCCGCGCACGCGCCGAGAAGCUCGAUCCCGCCAAGCGUGCGCAGCUCGACGACCUCGGGUUUCUCUGGCGCGGCGCCGUCGAGUGGGACCUCCUCCUUGAAGCGCUUACAACGUACAAGUCGAUCUUUGGGCACACACGCAUGCCACCAUACUACACGAUCCCAGCGUCCGACCCGCAGUGGCCGCCCGAGUUGUGGCACCUGCCGCUCGGCGAGGAGGUGCAUGCUCUGCAAACCUCCACCGCACUCACAUGGGACCAAGUGACCGAGCUCGAGGCGCUCGGCGUCCUCGGGAUUCUCCAGCCCAAGACCAUGGACUGGCCCACGAAGCUCGCGGCGCUGACCAUCUACCAUGGGCUGCACGGCCACGCCAACGUGCCGCAUCGCUUCAAGGUGCCCGACCGCAGCGCGCUCUGGCCGCAGCGCUUUUGGCAGCUCAAGCUCGGGGCCGUCGUGCAGGGCCUGCGCCACGGCCCGCCGCUGAGCGCCGACAAGAUGGACGCGCUCGCGAACCUCGGGUUCGCGUGGACGGUGAGUGCCUACUCGUGGGAAAACAAGCUGCUGGCGCUGCACAGCUUUGGCCGCCUGCACGGCCACCUCAUGGUGCCAUCUGGCUUUAUGGUUCCGAGCGACCAGGCGUGGCCGGCGUCGACGUGGGCGCUGAAGCUCGGGCACAUUGUGAGCGGCCUUCGGCGCAACCGACGCCGACUGACGUUGGCGAUGCGCGCGCAGCUCGACGCGCUCGGGUUCCUCUGGCACGAAGCGCUGCCGUGGACCACGUUUGUGGCCGCCGUCGCCGCUUUCCACGCUUUGCACGGCCACGCCAACGUCCCCAGCUCCUUCGUCGUCCCAGCCUCAAAGGUCGAAUCGGCCGACAGCGAAGAGGCCAUGUGGCCCGCCGACGCCGCGGGACUCCCGAUUGGGCGGUCGCUGCGUCGACUGCGGUCGCUCGUGCACGCCGGCUUCCUCGAUGCCACGAAGAAGGCGGCCUUGGAAGCGGUCGGUGUCCGGUGGCGCCACGAUGCGACGACGGCCGUCCCGAUCCACGCAGCGCUCGUGGUCUACCAACGCGUGCACGGGCAUGUGCGUGUGCCGCCAACGUUUGUUGUGCCAACCUGCGACUCGGCAUGGCCCUCGACGCUGCGGCGCUUUCGUCUCGGCGCGUACGUUGAGCUGCUUCGGUGCGCCCAAGACGGUGUCGCGCCCAGUGUCGUGCACGAGCUCACGGCGAUGGGCUUGAUGCACUGGUCGAGUGCGGCGGAUGCCCAGUGGACGACGAUCUUUGCCGCGCUCUCGCUGGCCAAGACGCAGGAGGGGCAUCUGGAUUUACCCCCGCGUCUUCUCUUGCCUGUCGAGAGCGACAUGUCGAGCGCUGCCUCGACAGCGUCGCUCGAGCCCGACACGGCCGGGCUCGACGUUGGAGGCAUCGUGGCCCGGCUCCGCGCGCUUCGGUACCUUUUGCCUCGAGACCGCCGACGCGAGCUCGAGGCGUUGGGCUUUCAAUGGUCGUCGCCGUCCGUUGCGGACGUUCUGAGCGUCUACGGCCAGAUUCAUGGUGAUGCGAACGUACCGCCGUCGUACUGCGUGCCGACGCACGACCUGCGCUGGCCUGUCGAGAUGGCGGGCUUUCCACUGAGCUACAGGUUGCAACAUUGCGUCGCUGCCAACGCGGCGAGCGAUGUCGUCGCCCUUGGGUAUAGUCCACGCGACGAACCCGACGAGGCGCCGUCGUGGGCGACAGAGGUGGCGGCGCUGCAGCUCUACAUGCGUCAUAACCGGUCGCCCGACGUGCCGAGCGACUUUGUCGUGCCAAGCGACGACGACUCCUCGUGGCCACCGGCGCUGUGGCGCCUGCCCCUCGGCGCCCUCGCGCUCACGUGGCACGCGUCUGAGCCCUAUCUCUCGCACGCCCAGUGGCGCGACCUGACCGACGCCGGGUUCCUGUGGGCGCCCCUGGAUGUCGACUACGAUGUCGCAUACGCUGCGCUGGCAACCUACGCGCGCCUCUCGACGCCGUGGCGGGACGUGGAUUGGGCGUUCAGCGUGCCGACGGGCGACGCAGCGUGGCCGAGCGAGACGUGGGGUCUCCGCCUCGGCUUUCUCGUGGCCAAGCUGCGCGCCAACGACGUGCUCUUGCUCCCGAACGAGUGGAUGGCGAUCGAAGCGCUCGGUGUGCUCGAUGUAGAGCAGUCAAAGUAG